AUGCUUUCACUUGGUAAAUAUCACACAUAUCAAAUAUCAUCUAAUAUAAGUUAUGUUUCUCGUAUUGAUGAUCAAACUUUUCUUGCUUAUUCUGCUUUUGAUGAUAUAUUAGUAUUUCUUGAACCAAAAUAUCAAUUAUAUAUAUACAGUGCUCAAACUGUACGUUUAAUUGGACAAGUACUUGCGCCAAAUAUUGUUUAUAUAUCAUCAUGUAUAUCAUUAAUAACUAGUGAUCAUCAUGAUCUAUGUUUUGUAUAUGAAACACGUUUAAAAUCAAAUCUUAUAUCAAUACGUGUUUGUGAAGUACGUUUUAAUAUAACAAGAUUAAAUUUUGAAGAUAAAAAAUGUAUUGAAAUAGUAUUACGUCGUGAUGUAGCACAUGUACGUAUUAAUGGUUUUACAAUAAAUCGUGAUCAUGCUGGAACAAAAAAAUCUUUAUUAUUUAUAUCAACAGCUCAUGGUCUUAUUUAUGCAAUAUUUGAUAUGCGUACUGGUGUAUUAAUUCGUAAAGCAAUAGUUUUAAAUGAAACAUUAACUGAAGGUAGUGCUGUUACGACAUCCAAAGGUGUUGUUUAUUAUGCUAAUAAAGAAGAAAAUACAAUUCAUGAAAUACAUAUAGCACGAGAUUAUCGUAUACGAUAUGGAAAAAUAAUUAAAAGUAAUGGUAUUAAAAAUCCAUUUGGUUUAAUUACAGAUGAAUGUAAUCAUUUACUUAUUGCAACAAAAUCAAUGAUAUUAAUUAUGUUUAUGCAAACAUAUACAACAAUACGAAGUAUAUUUUCAAAACCAUCAGAUUUACCAAUUACAAUGGAAAGAAUGAAUUCAACUACUUAUGUGUAUGCAACUAUUAAAGGAACUCCAGGAAAAAUUUCAUCAAAAUGGAUGUUUAAUUUUUUUGCUUUUUCUGAUCCAUAUAAACCACCUACUACUACUCAACGUUCAGUUGUACGUAUGAGCAAAGUAUUCGGUUUUACUGGUAGUAAAAUUAAUAACACUGAUAUACCGAUAUCACAUACAACAUCAUCUUAUAUAACAGCUACGACAGAAGUGUACACAUACUUUUCUUCUACACAGCAAAUGUUUGAACAAACACAUACAACUGAUAUAACUACUGAAUAUCUACAUAGUCUUUCAACUGAAGAUUCAAAUUCUACUUCAUCGAAUGAAUUUCAGGAUAACUUAACUAAUAAUAGCUUAUACAUUGAUCAUAGUGAUUUCUCAAGAGACGUCACAACUACAAUCAAUCCUUUGGAGUUAUCGACAUUAGAUGUCGAAAAUAGAACAAAUUCAUCACUCGAUAACAAUAUUUUUUCUCAAACCACUACAAUGCAACAAAUAUCAUCUGAGUCCAACGUAUAUACAACUUUAACUACAUUACUUUCAACAAUCGACGAAUAUCAAGAUGAUAUAAGCACUCAACAGACGGCAAAUACUGACAAUAUAUUUUUAAAUGAUACUUUAGAAACAACAUCUGAAAAUAUGUUAAAUAGUGAUAUGAUGAAUUCUUCACAAUUAGUAUCACAGAUUUAUGAUGAACAGACUAAUUUACUAUCAACAGAAAAGAAUAAGCUAGAUGUUUCUACUAUUUCUGAUGAGACUAUAUCAUUUCAAAAUACCACAUAUGAAUCCGUAGAUGUUAUAGAAAAUUCAACAUCAUCGAUCAUAGUUACUGAUUAUACGACUAAAGAGAUUGAAGAUGAAAAUACACAAAAAGAUUUUUCAUCAAUGUUAAUAGAUGUUACUGUCUCGUCUACCUUGCACUCAUCAUCAUUGUUCGUUAUGUCUAGUACAACCUUUAUUCCUUCACAUAGUUCUAAUGCACCAUCAUCACAGUAUACUUUACUUGCACAUUCGAGCACGGCACCAACAAAAUUGAAUAUGUUAUUAUUAUCAUCAACAUACUUUUCAGAACUAGAUACAACAGAAUCUAUUGCUACUACUAUCCAAUCAUCAUUAUCAUCAUAUGGUAGUACUUUGCAAACAAGUACAGAAUAUAUGACGUCAGAUACCACUGAAGAAAAUUCAGUUACUACUUUAUCUGACGAAACAUCUUCUCCUAUCAUAUCAACUACAACUAUUGAUCAGUUGACAUCACAAACUUCAGAGAACUAUUUUGAAUCAUCGACUACUGAAUAUGAAACACUCUUGACUACUCUCAUUACUAGUACUACUCUUGAUUCAACUACUAUAGCUGUUACAGAUGAACCAUCAACAUAUUCGUUAAGUACCACUGAUAUCGAACCGACUUUAUCAACAAUCGAGUCUCUCUCAUCUGAAAUAACACUUACAUCACUGAUAACGGAUACUUACACAGAUGAAUAUACUUCGACACAAUUUUCAUUAGAAGAAUCAUCAACUACCGACGAUGUUUUCGAGGAAGAGACUUCUACACAAUCUUCGUUAGAAGAAUUAUCAACUACCGAUGAAGUUUUAGACGAAGAGACUUCUACUCAAAUCUUAUUGGAAACAUCAUCAAUCUUUUCUACCGAAUCUUCAUUAGAAGAUACAACAACUGAACAAACUAUUCUUCUUACCACAAGUAUUCCUUUACGAUCUAAUCGUCCAACUAGAAGAAGAACUAGAACAUCAACUACAACUACCUCUACUACAACAACAACAACCACAACUACAACAACAACAACAACUUCUUCAGUUUCUAUCUGGCAUUCUACAUUGAAUUUAUUUAAAGAACAACCGAUACCUAUAAUUAAACCACGACCAAAAUCAAAUGAACUACUUAAUAAAUUACUCGAUAGUACAAAUAAUUCUACCGAAAAACUUCUUUCUCUUAAUUUAUCAGAUCUUCCACCUUCAUCAUGGAAUCUAUCAUUACAUACAAAUGAUAGUAUUCUUCUUGAUAUAAUACUACCUUCAUGUACUGAUUUAUUAGAUUGUAAUGCAACAACUAAUUUAUCAAUAACUAAUAUUGAAGCAGAUCGUUUUGUAACGACUAUUACUGGUUCUCCAAUUAAUUUACAAGUUGAUCAAGUUAAUACAAAAGAAUUUUCCUUAGCAAUGAAUAUAACAAAUGAUCAAUCAAAUCAAUCAUCACCAUCUGAAGUUAUUAUUGGUCAUAUAAGAAGUGAAAAAUUUCAUUUAGAUAUAACUAAGUCAGAUAAUAUGAAUAUUCAAGUUCAACAAGUUGAUUCCGAAACAGCUGAGCUUUUUUUUGAUAGUACAUUUUGUACAAGUGAAACUAAUUUACAACUUAAUUUAAAUCUUUCAAAAAAUGGAACUAUUCGUUAUGGUAAUCGAACACCUGUUACUAUUGGACCAGUUUUUACUCGAGUACAUAUGUUAAAACAAUCUUGUGAUCUUGAUCAACCAUUUGCAUUUUUUUUCGAUAUAUGCCAAGGACAAAAUCCAUGUUUAAAUGGUGGUACUUGUCAAUCACAAACACCUGAUUAUGAUAGUCCAUCUUAUAAUCAUCAAGAUACAUCAGAAAUUAAUUAUAAAUGUAUUUGUCCAAUGUAUAUGUCGGGCGAACAAUGUGAAGAAUCACAAUAUCCAUUUGGUUAUUGUAUUAAUAAUGGAACAUUAAUUUAUACAUUAGAUAUUUAUAAUAGAUCAAUGGAAUCAUGUAUAUGUUCCGAAGGUUUUCAAGGUAUUCAUUGUGAAGAAAAUAUUGAUGAUUGUGUUGGUGUUCGUUGUUCAAAUCAUGGAGUAUGUCAAGAUGAAACGAAUAAUUAUACAUGUUCAUGUUUUGAUGGAUAUUAUGGUGGUCAAUGUCAAUAUAAAAAUGUUGAAACUGUUCUAUUACAAGUAGCAAGUAAAUCAUUUGCUACUGUUGCUAUUCUAUUAAUUGCUGCUAUUGCUAGUCUCGUUGUUGCCAGUGAUAUUCAUACUUAUUUAACAAGAGAAAAACGAACAAAAUAUUCGAAAGUAUAUAGACUUCCACGUAUAUCAUCGGAAUUAUAUGAAAAUUCCUUACUUUUACUUGCUUUUGGUGAUGCUCCUAUUGAAAUGAAUGAUUUAUCAACUAUGCGUAGAAAAAGAAAAAUUAUAACAGCAAAACAACAUAAAAUGAAUCAUAAAAAGAAAACUCGAUAUCAACCACUUGCAAAAAGAAGAUAUACAAAUACAUUAAAAAAAUCAGUUUCAAAACAUCCAAUAUUAUCAAAUCCAUAUUAUGAAACUAUUCUAUAA
Molecule: messenger RNA, 4146 nt
Organism: Adineta steineri
Lineage: Eukaryota; Metazoa; Rotifera; Eurotatoria; Adinetida; Adinetidae
Source: the annotation of a GenBank genome assembly